Chaetomium globosum CBS 148.51 is the source of this 627-nucleotide messenger RNA. RefSeq lists its product as uncharacterized. The transcript has a single exon. Bases 1 to 627 code for a protein of 208 amino acids. The record is from RefSeq and is a predicted model, not a curated record. Lineage: Eukaryota; Fungi; Ascomycota; Sordariomycetes; Sordariales; Chaetomiaceae.
AUGGCCUCCACCACCAACAACAACGAUACCACCGCCCUGGAAACUAUCUGUCGCCGCGCCGUCGCUGACCCCUCCACUUGGCCUCCCAUCAACAACAGCGAUACCACCGACAUGGAAGCUCUCUAUCGCCGUGCCGUCGCCGACGCCUCCUCACUCACCCAAGGCGAAAUCAACCUAAUUUUUGGCUGGGUCUCGCCCGAGGAAGACGAACAUAUCUGCCGUACAAAAGCGAAUGGAAAGACACGCGCCGAGCUUAUCGCCAUCGCCGCGACAAAUCCAGAGCAGCUAACAAGAGUCGAAAGCGAACUUGUCCAGCGGAGUGUGCCUUUUCUCAUCGAGCUUCGGAGGGAGGCACAAAACCCAAACGGGUCUCCGCCUGAUAUGAUAGAGGUGAUCGACCGCGGCCAACAGUUCAUAGCAUUGGCUCAGGCGAAAAGGAAAAUCCCUUUGUAUAAGGAGGCCCUUCAAGCUGUUUGGAAUUCGCUUGACGACCAGGAAAGGCUUGCGAUUAUUGCUGCAGGAGAACAGUCCUCGCAAAUCAUGGAUGAGGAAUGGGCUGAGGCCGAUCGUAAAACUCCGCGCAGGAUACAGCAAACUGACCAGGUGCCGGAAUUUUCGAGAGAUUAA